This is a messenger RNA of Lindgomyces ingoldianus, 1164 nucleotides long. RefSeq lists its product as uncharacterized. The transcript is spliced from 9 exons. Bases 1 to 1164 code for a protein of 387 amino acids. The record is from RefSeq and is a predicted model, not a curated record. Lineage: Eukaryota; Fungi; Ascomycota; Dothideomycetes; Pleosporales; Lindgomycetaceae.
AUGGGUAACAAUACCUUUAUUUACACACGAAGGCGAAAUCGAUGGAGGAAGAAAAUAUCGUUCGGGAAUUGGAUCCCAUCAGGCAAAGAUGAGACUGACGGUGAUGAGGAGGAGAAAAACGAAUCUGAUGAUAACAACGGCGAGCGCAGCGGCUCAGAUCAUAGUGAUUUCUAUCACAACAUAAUAGAAAUCCUCAACUACGAACAAGUGUUGGAUCAACAUCUUGUUCGUAGUAUUGUGAAGUUCAGGGCUCACAACGGGCGUGCAACCGUCCUACGAACGUACCUAAUUUGUGAGCCGCACCGUACGUUUAAUGAAGCUCCAGGUACGUUACGUAGUACAGAUUGUAUUACCCUUUUGGGUAUUGCAAGAGACUGGGCAAAACAGACAGCAGAGUACAGCGUACUUCAAUCGAAUCGCACUACUCGUACAGAUCACGUGAGCCGUAACAGUUACGAUACGUACACCUGUCUCCCUGCCGUACGAAAGUACAAAAACCUCGCCGUACAGGCAUCAAAAUCGCCCAAUCUUACAGUACUACGGCUCGAUGGAAGCACUGGUGAAGUUCCAAUUUUCCUGAUACGAACUCAUUCCCCAUGGAGAACUCUCAUUGCAUUUUCCCCUGCCUUCUUCUACUAUAAAGAUGUGCAGGAAAUGUAUGGUGAUAGUCCAAGCAAAACUGCACGGAAAGAACUGCAUGAUUUGAUAGCACCACUUCGGAACAUUCUACCAACAUUAUCCGCAGCGCUGUUUAUAAUAAUUCCCCUGAUAUUGACACAUUGGACUGAUUUUAGCCAAUAUAUUGAACAGCUUAUAGCAGGCCAGGAUACAUUACUACACGAGAAACAGCAUGAUCGGUUACUUUUCAAUGAAUUCAUCCCAAUCAUCGAGUACACGAUUACCCAAUAUAACGAUGUUCCGAAAUGGGUCUCUCCAAACACAGAUAAGUUGAGAAAGCAUCGUGAACUUCGGACGAAGUUGGAGGUUGCUAGAGAGAGGCUCGAGAGACGAAGAACAAGAGCUACUGACCUUCGAGAAGGCUACUGUCGUCGAGAGUCGUUUAUCGACUCGACUUGCCCGAAACGUGAGGCUUCUCACAUACUAGGUCUCCGUGCUCUGUCUAUCACCAAAGGAUUCAGUAAUGAUCUAUUCCAGGCUCUUUAG